AAUGGGAAUCAACCAGUCAGUGGGCUUUCCACCUGUGACAGGACCCCACCUUGUGGGCUGCGGGGAUGUGAUGGAGGGUCAGAGUCGCCAGGGGAGCUUCUUUCGACUCUUCUACCCCUGCCAAGAGGCAGAAGAGACCCUGGAGCAGCCCCUGUGGAUCCCCCGCUAUGAAUACUACACUGGCCUGGCCGAUUACCUGCAGUUUAAUAAGCGCUGGGGCGGGUUGCUGUUCAACAUGACUAUGGGAUCUUGUCGCCUGCCUGUCAACUGGAAUGGCCCCUUUAAGACAAAGGACUCUGGAUACCCCUUGAUCAUCUUCUCCCAUGGUCUGGGAGCCUUCAGGACGUUGUAUUCAGCUUUCUGCAUGGAGCUGGCUUCCCGUGGCUUUGUGGUGGCUGUGCCUGAGCACAGGGACCAGUCAGCUGCAGCCACCUAUUUUUGCAAGAAGGCUCCUGAAGAGAACCAGACCACCAGUGAGUCACUGGAGGAAGAAUGGAUCCCGUAUCAACAAGUUGGGGAAGGGCAGAAGGUAUUCCAUUUUCGGAAUUCCCAGGUACACCAGAGGGCAAGUGAGUGUGGACGGAUAUUGAAGAUCCUGCAAGAGGUCACUGCUGGACAUACUGUCUUCAACGUUUUGCCUGGUGGGUUGGAUCUGAUGACCUUCAAGGGCAGCAUUGACAUGAGCCGUGUGACUGUGAUGGGACACUCAUUCGGAGGGGCCACAGCUGUUCUGGCUUUGGCCAAGGACAUGCAGUUUCGGUGUGCUGUGGCUCUGGAUGCUUGGAUGUUUCCGCUGGAACGUGACUUUUACCCCAAGGCCCGUGGCCCUAUAUUCUUCAUCAAUUCUGAGAACUUCCAGACAGUGGAGACUAUCAAUUUGAUGAAGAAAAUAUGUACCCAACACGAACAAUCUAAGAUCAUAACUGUCCUUGGUUCUGUUCAUCGGAGUCAAACUGACUUUGCCUUUGUGACUAACAAUGUGUUUGGUAAAUUCUUCUCCUCUCAAACCCGUGGAAGCUUGGACCCCUAUGAAGGUCAAGAGAUUGUGGUUCGGGCCAUGUUGGCCUUCCUGCAGAAGCACCUUGACCUGAAGGAGAACUAUGAUCAAUGGAAUAAUCUCAUUGAAGGCAUUGGACCAUCACUCACCCCAGGGGCCCCACACCAUCUGUCCAGCCUGUAGGCACAAGUGGUCAGCUUCAAAAAGUCACUUAAGCUGCCGUUCCAUUUGAGGGCUGCCCAGGCGUGCCCAUAGUCUUCCACCAGGAAGUGCUUAACAUGACCCUUCACAGAGAGGAUAUAAUCACAUUGCUUAUUGGGUAAUUAGGGACUUUGAUCUUGGACUUGUUGAUCUUCAACUCAUGCUGGGACUUGACUCACUUGCUGAUUGACAGACUAACUCUCUAGGGCCUGAACCCUGAUGGUGUGGGGAGCAAGCAGUGG
Molecule: messenger RNA, 1440 nt
Organism: Chrysochloris asiatica (Cape golden mole)
Lineage: Eukaryota; Metazoa; Chordata; Mammalia; Afrosoricida; Chrysochloridae
Gene: PAFAH2
Product: platelet-activating factor acetylhydrolase 2, 40kDa
Exons: 10
Coding region: 2-1180 (392 amino acids)
Molecular function (GO): 1-alkyl-2-acetylglycerophosphocholine esterase activity
Source: RefSeq, a predicted model, not a curated record